AUGCCAAGACUGGAACUUAUUGCAGCCUUAUUAGCUACUCGAUUAUGUACAGAAGCAAAAUAUGCAUUGCAAUUAAACUGUAAAGAGUACUAUUGGACUGAUUCCAGCAUUGUGUUAGCAUGGAUUAGACGGGGAAUUGGUCUUAAUGUUUUUGUGCACAAUAGAGUUAAAGAGAUUACAGAUAGGAGUCACGUAGAUGAUUGGCAUCAUGUGCCUGGUGAACUCAAUCCAGCUGAUCUUCCAUCAAGGGGUUGUAAUGCUGAAAAUCUUUUUAAAAGUCGUUGGUGGGAAGGUCCAGAUUGGCUUAAGAAAUCCCAAGAACUUUGGCCUUAUUGUGAAGUACCUCCUGAUGAAAGUGAAGUUAAUAAAGAAAUAAAGAAAACAUGUUUAACUAUCCAGGAAGUUUAUAGAUUUACUGACAGAUUUCUUUAUUUUGGAAAAUACUCAAAAAUUGUUAGAACUGUAGCAUGGUGUUUAAGAUUUAAUAAAUACGAUUGUAAUAGACAGAAUAAGAAGGAUAUUACUGCAGAAGAGUAUGAAAAAGCAGAAAAUCGGUUAUUAUGUUUAAUACAAAGAGAGACAUAUGGAGAUAUCGAUGAAGUGAAAACAAGACUUAAGUUGGAUAUAUUUAAAGACAGUAAGAAUAUUAUUCGUGUAAAAACAAGAUUAACACUAAGUGGUGAUACAGAAAACUUCGUAACUCCGAUGUUAUUGCCUGGAACAAAUUCAAUAGUGAAGCGACUUGUUCAUCAGAGCCAUGUUCUUGGUCUUCAUACUGGAACUCAAACUCUAAUUAAUAUAUUAAGGGAAGAAUAUUGGAUAGUUGGUAUUAGAAAAUUAGCAAAAACUGUCGUACGUGAAUGCAUUAUAUGUAAACGGCAUAACGUUAAAGCUUGUACUGUACCUUUAGCCCCGUUACCUGCUGACCGCGUAACAUGUGGAGUACCCUUUGAAGUAACAGGAGUUGAUCUAGCAGGACCGCUAUAUCUUAAAUCAGGUGAUAAGUGCUGGAUAGUAGUAUUUACUUGUGCUACUUACCGAGCCUUACAUCUGGAAUUAUGUUCUUCACUUAGUACAGAAGAGUUCCUUUUAUCCUUAAGGCGCUUCAUUGCUAGAAGAGGUAGGCCCAGAAUCAUAUAUAGUGACAAUGGCACUAAUUUUCGAGGGACGAACAAUAUCUUAUCGACCGUUAAUUGGGAUGACGUUUCUUCCAAAAUAUCAAUCCAAAAAAUAUCAUGGCACUUUAUUCCACCUCAAGCGCCAUGGUGGGGUGGAUGGUGGGAGCGUAUGGUUCGUACUAUAAAAGAAAUUUUGAGGAGAGUUUUAGGCAAAGCUGCUCUGUUAGAAAAGGAAUUGUUUACUGUACUUUGCGAAACAGAAGCUGUCAUUAAUUCACGUCCUCUGACUUAUAUAGUAGAUAGUACUGAAAAUUUUAAAGCUCUCACUCCAGCUAUGUUUCUUAAGGUAGGCAAUACUUCUACGUUUGAUUUAAACCAAGUUAAAUCACCUAACCUUACUACUCGUUAUAGUUAUAUCGAAAAAAUUAAUACAGAUCUACAACAAAGAUUUCGGUCAGAAUAUUUAUCUUUACUAGUACAAAAGAACACUAAAAACGAGAACAAUCUUCAACCUGGGGAUAUCGUGCUUAUAGGUUCAGAUGAUUUGAAGCGCGUUAACUGGCCUUUAGGUCUCAUUUUAGAGAUAUGUUUAGGUGUUGAUAAUGUCGGUAGGGUAGCACGUGUUAAAACAGCAAAGGGUGAACGUGUUCGUGCACUGCAACGUUUAUUUCCUUUAGAGUUAUCGAGGUUAGAGAGUAUUCAGUUUCCACAGUCAUCAGGGUCAAAUGAUAAAGUCGCAGAUCCCACUCUUGAGCCCGACAAUCUUUUAACAAAGACAACACGUUCUGGUCGUCCUGUGAAACUGCCUCGACGUCUAAACCUGUGA
Molecule: messenger RNA, 1944 nt
Organism: Achroia grisella
Lineage: Eukaryota; Metazoa; Arthropoda; Insecta; Lepidoptera; Pyralidae
Exons: 1
Coding region: 1-1944 (647 amino acids)
Biological process (GO): DNA integration
Molecular function (GO): nucleic acid binding
Source: RefSeq, a predicted model, not a curated record